This is a messenger RNA of Cavia porcellus (domestic guinea pig), 1738 nucleotides long. RefSeq names its product solute carrier family 10 member 1 (gene Slc10a1). NCBI's taxonomy places the organism in Eukaryota, Metazoa, Chordata, Mammalia, Rodentia, Caviidae. Gene Ontology annotation, cellular component: membrane. The record is from RefSeq and is a predicted model, not a curated record. The coding region runs from base 317 to 1357 and encodes 346 amino acids. The transcript is spliced from 5 exons. Gene Ontology annotation, biological process: bile acid and bile salt transport. Gene Ontology annotation, molecular function: bile acid:sodium symporter activity.
UGGCUGAGGGCAAAGGGGAGACAUAAGCUCUGGCUACCAGAAGCAGCUGAGUGGCUGUGGAGUCAUGAGUAGCAGCCAAGAGGCAACAAAGGUUGGGGAGAGGUAGAAAAAGCCAGGCAGAUAGGCUCCGGGCUCUCUUCUCUUUUGGAGCUACAACCAAAGUAAACGCUCACUCAUUGCAUAAUCCUUCUAUUUGUCCAGAGCUACAUGUAGUCCAGAAACCUGUGCUGAGAGGUGACUACAGGAGGCAUUGAGAAAGGACUGGACAAGGAGGGGAAACUGCAGGAGAACAAGGGUGGUCUUCAUUGUCUCCAGGAUGGAGAUCCACAAUGUAUCUGCCCCCUACAACUUCUCCCUGCCGCUGGGCUUUGGCAAGCGCCCCACAGACCUGGCACUGAGUGUCAUCCUGGUGUGCAUGCUGCUCAUCAUCAUGCUCUCGCUGGGUUGCACCAUGGAGUUCAGCAGAAUCAAGGCUCACCUCUGCAAGCCUAAGGGACUGGCCAUCGCCAUGGUGGCCCAGUAUGGCAUCAUGCCCCUCACUGCCUUCUUGCUGGGCAAGGUUUUCUCGCUGACCAACAUUGAGGCACUGGCCAUCCUCAUCUGUGGCUGCUCACCUGGAGGGAACCUAUCCAAUAUCUUCAGUCUGGCCGUGAAGGGGGACAUGAACCUCAGCAUCAUGAUGACCACCUGCUCCACCUUCUGUGCCCUGGGCAUGAUGCCUCUCCUCUUGUUCAUCUACUCCAAAGGGAUAUACGAUGGGGACCUGAAGGACAAGGUGCCCUAUGGAGGCAUCAUGCUAUCACUGGUCAUGAUUCUCAUUCCUUGCACCAUAGGAAUCUUCCUAAAAUCCAAACGGCCACAAUACGUACCCUAUAUCAAAAAGGGAGGAAUGAUCAUUGUUGGCCUUCUCAGUGUGGCCAUCUUAGUUCUCAGUUUCAUCACUGUGGGCAAGAGCAUCAUGUUUGUCAUGACACCGCACUUGCUGGCCACCUCCUCCCUGAUGCCUCUCAUGGGCUUUGUGUUUGGUUACCUUCUCUCUGCUCUCUUCUGCCUCAAUGCACAGUGCAGACGCACUGUCAGCAUGGAGACUGGAAUUCAAAAUGUUCAGCUCUGUGCUACCAUCCUCAACGUGACCUUCAGGCCUGAAGUCAUUGGGCCACUUUUUUUCUUUCCUCUCCUCUACCUGAUUUUCCAACUUGCAGAAGGAUUUUUCUUCGUCAUCAUCUUUCGGUGCUAUGAGAAAAUCAGUCCACCCAAAGACAAAAACAAAAUGAUCUACAAAGUUGCUGCAACUGAAGAAUCAAUUCCAAGAGCUCUGGAAAAUGGCAUCCACAAAGAAGAGCAACACAAAACCUAGCCCUUUUCUUGAUGGCCUAGAUUCCCGUCUCAUGGCAAGUCAAUAAACCAACAUGUAAACAACAGAGCACCAAAAAAGAAAGGAACAACGGUUCCUGACUCUUUCUCUGACACUUCCAGAAAACCUUUAUUUACAGCACAGCAGAAUUGUCAAGUUUGGGUCUCGACAGCAGUAUCUAUGCAGGAAACCCCAGUUCAAGAUUUGGUACUUGUUUAAAAAAUAAGAGCCUAGCUCAACAACUAAUAAACCCAAGGAGACAAAAACUGUAUCUUCCAUCUUUUGCCCCUGGAUCUCUAGAAAAAUGCCAUGUAAAGCUUAUUUAAAAGAAGUCACUUGAUUUCUGAACUAAUCAAUAAAUGGGUACUCCAUCUAUUAAUCAAA